ACCCGGUCACAUGACAUACCAAUCCUGGUCACAUGACAUACCAAUCCCUUAGAAUAUCUGAUGCAGAUGGGCAAAUAUAACGUAUUUGAGACUCCCCUAUAUAGGGAGGUACAUCUACAUGGUGCUAGGAGUAGUAUCAUGUAGUGGGGGCUACUUGACGAAGCUGAGAUCUGCCUAGAAGAGGCAGAAAGAUGAAAAGCUUGGAAACGCAUAAGCAGGGCGAAGAUGAAAUAGGGAAUUACGAUCGACAUUAGCAGAGCAAGAUUCAGCGUGUUUCUUUCGUAGGCUCUAUGGCCUUAAGAGAUGUAUCAACUCAUCAGCAACGAUAACGAGGACAAGAACGAGGACGAGGACGUAUUUGAGACAUCAAUUCCAGUUUCCAGAAUAUGCAAUCGAGCUCGGUAGAUGAGGAGAUACGCAAAGCUCUUAAGCCGCUUCAGAACGGUCUUGAGAAUGUCUUUUACAAUGCAAUAUCUGGAGCAUUCUCUCGACUCCGCGAGCGCGACCUCUCCGAUAACUCUCAGCAUAAUCAGAACGAGAUCCCGCCGCAGGAUACCCUACAUUCGCGUUCUAGCCUAGAAGAGUGGCUAGAAAGACCUUUUUCUCCGCCUGGCUUAUGCUCCGAGGCCACUACAGCGCUCCGAGAACAGGUUCUGGAAGGCCGACAGAAGCAAGUCCCGCUUAAGGAGCUUCAAUCUCUAAAGUCCAUCUGGUCGACUUCAUUGCAACAGAACUACGGACCUUACGCAUCCUUUAACCGUGCCUCCCUCCACCAUGAAGCGAAGCAACAUUUGGAGAAUCAGAGACUUCAGGAUAGUAUCAAUGCGCAAGAAAAUCCGCCAACGAACAGAAGGCAAAGAAUUAUGCGGACCUAUCGCCACGUCACGAUUUCCUCGUCUGAGUCAGAUAUCCUUUCAAGCGAUACCGAUACGAAUCGUUCAUUUCAGUCGAGAAGUAGCUAUAUUCCUAUCGAAGAGAUUAUUAGCGAUACUAGUGGUCUACCAAGACAGGAUGAGGCUACUCCUCCGCAGGCAGAGGAACCAGCUCAUCUUAUUCCUCAUCAACCGCCAGUCGGAUGGCCUACAUUCCAACAGGCGUGGGAAGAUAUUCUUACCUUUUCAAAGCAACAUAACUUUGGUAUUCGGGUUAAUCGUUCAAAGAAAGACAACCAAGGUAAUAGGACAGAGAAAACGAAGUACUGGAUCACUUGUGACCGCCACGGCCGGUAUGAAUGUAAAGGAAGAGCUCGGGAGACGAGAUCAUUACGCGAUA
Molecule: messenger RNA, 1272 nt
Organism: Eremomyces bilateralis CBS 781.70
Lineage: Eukaryota; Fungi; Ascomycota; Dothideomycetes; Eremomycetales; Eremomycetaceae
Exons: 1
Source: RefSeq, a predicted model, not a curated record